Venturia canescens is the source of this 4243-nucleotide messenger RNA. RefSeq names its product Transcription elongation factor subunit Spt5 (gene Spt5). The record is from RefSeq and is a predicted model, not a curated record. Gene Ontology annotation, biological process: regulation of DNA-templated transcription elongation; transcription elongation by RNA polymerase II; regulation of transcription by RNA polymerase II. The transcript has 12 exons. Gene Ontology annotation, molecular function: mRNA binding; protein binding. Lineage: Eukaryota; Metazoa; Arthropoda; Insecta; Hymenoptera; Ichneumonidae. Gene Ontology annotation, cellular component: DSIF complex. The coding region runs from base 251 to 3673 and encodes 1140 amino acids.
UUAUUGGUUAUUAUUGAGUUUGAGUGCAUGCAUCAAGUGGCAUCAAUCGUCAUUUCGUGUCUGUGUGCUUUUAAAAUUAUUUUAUUUCUCAAAUGAUUACAAGUUUGUGAAUGUUUUUUUCACGUACAGUAGCAUAAGAGUAUUUGAAAUAAUCUGUUUUGCUUAAACAGAACAAGUAUAAAACAAAGCUCGCUCUGAUCGUGCAUUAUAACCUGCAUUCAAGUUUUUUGCAAGGUGAAGUAAGAAAAAAAUGUCAGAUUCUGAGGGAAGCAAUUUCUCUGAGAAUGAGAGCGAACAUGGUGGAGGUGGAGGUAGCGACAGUGAGGUAGAAAGCCGAUCUGUCAAAUCUGGGGCUGGCAGCAAUGCUGGAAGUCCAAUGUCACGAAGUCGCAGUAGAUCCCGAUCCAAGUCCAGAUCUCGAUCACGAUCCAGGAGUCGUUCUAGGUCUAGAUCUCGUUCUCGUUCCGGUUCAGAGUCCGAUGAUGGAAAGGCUGAUGAAGCCGAAGAGGUGAGGUCCGGAGAUGAGGAAGUUGUAGAGCCAGAGGAGGAACCGGAGGGAGAAGAUUUGGAUGGAAGUAGCGAAAGGGAUGAAGAAGAAGAUGAGGAUGACGAAGAUGACGACAGGCCACGAAAGAAGAGAAAGAAGGAGAGAUUCUGUGGCUUCAUUGAUGACGAAGCUGAGGUCGACGACGAUGUUGAGGAUGAUGAAGAAUGGGAGGAGGGUGCACAAGAAAUUGGUAUAGUUGGAAAUGAGGUUGACGAGCUUGGUCCCACAGCUCGUGAGAUUGAGGGACGUAGACGUGGAACGAAUCUUUGGGACUCGCAGAAAGAGGACGAGAUCGAGGAGUAUCUGAGAAAAAAAUAUGCUGACGAAUCCGUAGCGGCUCGUCACUUUGGCGAUGGUGGAGAAGAAAUGAGCGAUGAAAUCACACAACAGACCCUUUUACCCGGUGUAAAAGAUCCUAAUUUGUGGAUGGUCAAGUGUCGUAUAGGCGAAGAAAAAUCUACGGUUCUUUUGCUUAUGAGGAAAUUCAUUACUUAUCAAUUUUCCGGCGAACCGCUACAAAUUAAAUCUGUAGUAGCACCGGAAGGCGUAAAAGGAUACAUUUACAUAGAAGCUUACAAACAGCCUCACGUGAAAGCGGCAAUUGAAAACGUUGGACAUUUAAAAAUGGGUAUAUGGAAACAGCAGAUGGUACCGAUCAAAGAGAUGACCGAUGUACUAAGAGUAGUGAAGGAACAAACUGGCUUGAAAGCUAAACAAUGGGUCAGGCUGAAGAGAGGAAUUUACAAGGACGACAUAGCUCAGGUGGAUUACGUUGACUUGGCCCAGAAUCAAGUCUAUCUGAAACUUUUGCCGAGAAUCGAUUACACGCGUCCGCGUGGUGCAUUGAGAACGGCACAGAGUGAGUCCGAAGCGUUGAAGCGAAAGAAAAAGAGGCGACCACCAGCGAAACCAUUCGAUCCGGAGGCAAUCAGAGCAAUCGGCGGCGAAGUUACGAGCGAUGGUGAUUUCUUGAUCUUCGAGGGAAAUCGUUACAGUCGCAAAGGAUUUCUGUACAAAAAUUUUACGACGAGUGCUAUAAUUGCUGAGGGUGUAAAACCAACUCUGUCCGAGCUCGAACGCUUCGAAGAAGCUCCUGAAGGCAUUGAUCUUGAGUUGAGUGGAACUCCAGCCACUGGCGUCACCGCAGGAAAAGACGACUCGUCUGUGACGCAUUCAUUCAGCAACGGUGAUAACGUCGAAGUUUGCGAGGGUGAAUUGAUGAAUCUACAGGGAAAAAUUGUCUCGAUCGAUGGCAAUAUGAUUAUGGUCAUGCCGAAGCACGAGGAGCUCAAAGAGGCUCUGGAAUUUCAGGCUAAUGAACUGAGAAAAUACUUUACCAUGGGUGAUCACGUUAAGGUCGUAGCCGGUAGAUACGAGGGUGAUACAGGUUUGAUAGUGAGGGUCGAACCAAACCGUGUAGUUCUGUUUUCCGAUCUUUCAAUGCACGAACUCGAAGUGUUGCCCCGUGACCUUCAACUCUGUUCGGAUAUGGCGACUGGAGUUGACAGUCUUGGACAAUUUCAAUGGGGUGAUCUCGUUCAGCUGGAUCCACAAACUGUUGGUGUCAUUGUACGACUGGAACGAGAAAAUUUCCACGUGCUCUCGAUGCAUGGAAAAAUUGUUGAAGCGAGACCUCAAGGCUUGACGAAACGUCGUGAAAAUAGAAAUACCGUUGCUCUCGACUACGAACAAAAUACCAUACAGAAAAAAGAUAUCGUCAAUGUUGUCGAUGGGCCACACGCCGGACGUGAUGGUGAAAUAAAACAUUUGUAUAGAAGUUUCGCCUUUUUACACUCCCGUUUGUACGUCGACAACGGAGGUAUUUUCGUCUGCAAAACGAGACAUCUUCAAUUGGCCGGUGGCAAUAAAUCUGGUGUGCCAUCAAUGUCACCCGCUACGGGAUUCAUGUCACCGAGAAUUGCCUCACCGAUGCAUCCUAGCGGUGGAAGCUUUGGCGGGCGAGGCGGAGGUGGCGGUGGCCGUGGUCGUGGUCGAGGCGGUGGUGCUCGUCGCGAUCGCGAGCUCAUUGGAACGACGAUUAAAAUCACCGGAGGCCCGUACAAGGGCAACGUCGGCAUCGUCAAAGACGCGACCGAAAACACGGCUCGGGUUGAACUCCACUCCAACUGUCAAACUAUUUCGGUCGAUAGAUCUCACAUCGCUAACGUCGGUGUGCCCACCAAAGACGGUGGUUUCAGCAGUUACAACAGAACUCCGGCUUACACCGUUGGUGGACAGACACCGAUGUACGCCAGAGAUGGAUCCAAAACGCCGAUGCACGGUUCUCAAACUCCGAUGUACGAAAACGGCUCCCGAACUCCUCAUUACGGCUCGAUGACGCCAUCGCACGAUGGUUCACGAACACCCGGACAAUCCGGAGCGUGGGAUCCAUCGGUUACCAAUACACCGGCAAGAAACAAUGAUUUCGACUCUUACAACAUGGAGGAGGCUGGUUCACCGGGUUAUGCCCCAGGAUAUCCAGCGACGGGCGGACCUUUUACUCCACAAACACCGGGCACGAUGUACGGUUCGGAACAAAGUUACAGUCCGUAUCAGCCAAGCCCGAGUCCAGCUGCGAGCGCCAGCGCGAGUCCGAGUCCAGCUGGUUACGUCGCAACACCCUCGCCCUCCGGAACCGGAUAUACCACCAGUCCUCAUGGUGCAUUUGCCACUCCUUCGCCAAUGGGCUACAGUCCAAUGACGCCGGGUGUUAGCGGAAGUCCUUACAAUCCUCAAACACCUGGCUCGGGAUUGGACGCGAGUGUUGGAUCCAACUCGUUCGGUAAUUCAGAGUGGCACACGGUCGACAUCGAAGUUUGUAUCAAAGAUUCGCAUCAAGAUCCUGCAUUGGCCGGACAACAGGGAGUUAUUCGAGGAAUUUCGGGUGGAAUGUGCGUUGUUUUCUUACCCGCCGAAGAUCGGGUGGUGAACUUGGUUUGUGAAGAAUUGGAGCCGGUAGUUCCAACCCGAGGUGAUCGGGUCAAAGUCGUGCUUGGUGAGGACCGCGAAUUUGUUGGUACUCUCAUAUCGAUCGAUAACCAAGAGGGAGUGGUUAGAACUCCAUCCGGCAAAAUUGGCAUGUUUCAUCUACGCGUUCUCUGCAAAAUGAAACCUGCGACUGAAUAAUAGAAGCAAAGAACGAACAAAUCAGAAUUCAUUUUGAUUUCGAUACGUUUCGUGUCCGGACGAUCAUACAACAAAAUCAAUGUUCGCAACGACCGCGAUAAGCGUAUUUACAAUGUUGGGAUAUUGGAGAUAACUAUUGGAAAACUAGAAUAAUAAUCGUUCUCGUGCAAGUUUUACGAAUUAUUUAGACCGACGACAAUCUCUACGGACUUUCAAUGUCUCCACCGGGCUUCAUUCCCAUUGCUGGCCGUUUAAAUCGGUUGAAAAAAUAAUUACGUUACGAUCAUUCGAUACGACAAUGUCGCAAAAUGUUAUUUUUAUUCUGACGCAUUACUUUAUCUAAUUUUGCUCCCUUCCUUCAAAGUUAACGGAACAUUUGAUUGUAUUCGGUAUCCUGUCUGUUUAUUGAUAUACUAGAGACUAAAAUGCAAUGACAUCGCUUCGGACAACACCUCAAGGUAAAACUAGUCCAAAGUUUACCAUACAAAUUCUUCGAGAACUGGUGUACAUGGACAUUAAAAACAAACCAGAAAAACUGUAGAGUUACGAAAUACAUGCAUUUGGAUCUUA